This is a messenger RNA of Cutaneotrichosporon oleaginosum, 464 nucleotides long. RefSeq lists its product as uncharacterized. The record is from RefSeq and is a predicted model, not a curated record. Lineage: Eukaryota; Fungi; Basidiomycota; Tremellomycetes; Trichosporonales; Trichosporonaceae.
GAAGGUGACCAGAUGGAGAUUGUCUCCACAGCAGCAGCAUGGCCUCACGGUUCGCCACUUUCCUUUACAACACACCAUCACUCUCUCCUUCAGCUCGCCCUCGCGAGUCGUCAUCCACCCUCGCGUCCACCACCACCGGCCUCGCCAUCGGCGCUCCUGCUCACCGAGGCCGGGGUGGCAUCGCCGACAGAGACUUGCGCGGGGCGUGGCGCGGCGUGGAACGGCGAUGGACGAGACGCGACAGGGGCUGUUGAAGGGCACUAGUGUGGCACGGACCGCCACUAUUCUGCGCCACCCCCGCUUGGACCCAUGUGCUUGGCCAAAUCCGCACCAUGAUCGGCAGCGACACUCUGCGACUCGCCAUGAUACUCCACCGAAGGUAGCUAUCACCACGAUCACCACAAAAGACGCUCAAGCCAUCAUACACGCUUGCACGCGCACGGGUCAACAAGCUUCAGCGAUGA